AUGAGGCCCCACGCGGCAGCCAACCCCGCCCGGGACGGAAUCUCCCAGCCCAGCCAUCAUCAUCAUCCCCAACCACAGCGCCAAGCAUCCUCUUCAUCAUCGCAAACAUCGCAUACAUCACGGACAUCACAGACAUCACAGACGUCGCAAACGGGCAUCAAAGUCGCCGCAGAAACACAGGGAAACCACCCCGGAGAUGAAGACGCCCCGUCUCCCUUCACCAUCGACCCGGAAGGGCCGCUUACGCACGACAAAACCACCGUUGACGUCGUCGCCGUGCCUUGUCCGGGUGGCCAUCCCCUCCGGAGCUGGAACCGAGAUGGAUUGAUGGGUCGGUACUACGGCGCCCUGUCCAUGCGGGACGCCGAAGCGAAGAGCGACGAUAACGACCGGCCGUCUCCGUCUUGGGUCCGGCAGGGGAUCAGGGGAGAGGCAGAUCGUGCGAGGAUACUGCUGUACGAGCAUCCCGAGGUGGGGGAGUCGACCACGCUGAGCGCGCUGGCGGAUGCGCUGCUGCUGGAUUUGCAGCGCCUGAGGGAGAGCGAGGGGCAGGAGAGGCCGCUACUCUUUGUUGCCCAUAGCAUUGGCGGGUUGGUGGUGAAGAUGGCGUUGACCAAGGCCAAGGGGCACGCCCGAUAUGAAAAUGUCCUGAGGGACUGCCAUGGUGUUGCUUUCUUCGGCACACCGCACCAAGGGUCCAGCUACUUUGCCAUGCCCAGUCUCGCAAGCAGUAUACAGUCCUUGCUGCAGCUCUCAGCCCCCCUUCCCGCAUCCAUCACGGACGAUCUACGCGUCGGAAACAUUCUGCUUGGUCGUAUCGACGAGGACUUCAAGGCCGUGUCGCAUGAUUUGCAGGUGUGGACCUUUUACGAGACCAUCGACUCGCGACUCUCCGGAGGCAGCAGCACCCCGACUGCCUCGGAGCCUCGGGACGUGUACUUUACCGCACCGCUUACUUCCACCAAGUCGGCCAUACUGGGAAUGCGGCAGGAACGAAUCUUUCCCCUGCAGAGCGACCACGCCAACAUUGCUUCGUUUGGACGGCAUAAUGUGCACACGUUGCGGCUGUUUGUCAGCCAGCUCGCGCUCCAGAUUGAGCUUGCCGACAGGAGCCUUCGCGAGAGCCAGGCGGGCGGCCAGGCGGGCGGCCAGGCGGGCGGCCAGUGGAAGCUGGGAUUGGAGCACAAAGUCACCGUGGAAGUCCACGGCUUCUUUGACGGUCCGCCAGCCAACCAGGGCCAUCAUCAGGAAGCGGAGGAGCCCCCGAUCGUGCGAGCAUGGUCCACUCGCUUACCUCUGCGAGAGUUUCUGAGCAAAGGCCCGGAGGAGAGCUUGAGGGAGCGCCUGAACGAGGUUGAGGCCUCUCCUGGGCAGGGGCAGUUCCUGAGGCGACGGGGUCGAGCAACCCGAACAAGCCAAGCCAGCGCGCCGGCCCCUGCUCCCGUGCCUGUUGCCCCUCCGAGCCCGAUGCCGGUGAAGAAUGCGCUUGGCAUACAGUAUGCAGUGUCUGAUGCGGGCUUUGUGCCGUCUCCUGCGUCCCCUGUGAUGCUACCUGCAGAUGCGGCGCCUCUGGGGCGCGUUCCGCACUCUGCGCUUGUGGCUACUCCCCUGCGACUGAUAGCGCCGCCGUCGCGCGCAAUAUCAUCGAGCUCGAGUCCGAUAAAGGUGCCGUCCCCGCUUAUUCGAGCCGAUCUGGAGCAAGACCUGGCUGUCGAUCGGCUGUCGCCUCCCUUGCGCGGUCGCAUGGGUCGCUCUGUCAGUCGGUCUUUCAGCCUCGGCAGUGACGGGUCCCGAUUCGGAUACCGAGGCUUUUCUCCCUCCUCACUGGCAAGUCGUGCCGUCCCAAGGAAAGCCCAUCUCAGUGACGACGACGACGACGACGACCGAGGCGACGACGCCAAGGAAAACGAGGCACAAGCGUCACCGAGACUGCCAGACGCGGCUGCGACUGUUGGAAAAGUCGCCAGGGAGCAGGAAGGUCCUGCGAGCGAGACGGUCAUUGUAGACGGAGUGGCCAUGGCUUUUGCGACGCCCGAUGUCAAGAGUCGCAAGUUUGUGUGGGUUCACGUACCCUUCAACAACCCCAGCUGGGUAAAGGGCGCGCACGGCGGAGCUGACAUUGAGGCGCAGAGCGUUUUGCAAUCUCUUGAGCGGUCGUACAAGAAGGACUACUCGGCUUUAUACGGACACGAUUUCUGGAUGACGUGGCACACGCGAGGCAGGCACGCGCAGCACUAUGCGUACCAUGCCAAGCCGGGCUGUUACUUUUCGGCCCCGAGAUAUCUAUCCUCUCGAAGCCAGUCCAUCAGCAACCUCUCCGUCUCGCCGCCCCGGAGAAGCAGCGACUCCGCGUACACCUGCCUGUUUCUGCCGUACCUGCAUUUCGACUCGUACAAGCGGCUCAUCCGGCGCCGGAAAAUCAUCGUGGAGCGCCUGUCGCGGGGCAGGUCGCAUCCCGUGCCGGAGAGCGUGGCCGAGUCGGACUCGCUUGAGCUGCAGGUCAUCUGGGAGUAUCUGGGCCACGAUCCCCCGAUAAACUGCCGGCGAACGCUGGACCAGUACGGCUAUCCGUCGCUGAGGGACACGCGGUCCCGGGACGAUGACCAGAUGCUAUACAAGCUUACCAAGGAACGAGCGGCGGGGCCGGAGCCCAAGGGUCCCCUUGCGUUCAAGCAAGGCUCGAGCAAUGCCGCUUUCUCGGAGAGCGGCAGCAGCGAGCCCAGCUCGGGGAGCAGCUGGGGGGACCGUAUCGUGGGCAGGGACGUGAACAAUGACAAUGAGCUGGAAAAGGUGCUCAACGGCAACGUGUUGAUGGUUGAUCAGCUCUGGAUAUGGGUCCUUCAAUCGCAUACAAUUGUGUCCAUGUUUCCCAAGCGUGAAAGCGACCCGAUCGAAGGCCCGCUGUAUCAGCAGGCGGAUUUGCGAGACAGCAUCUUUAACGAGGUCAAUGUCGAUCUGACCCGCCAGUGCGAAAACGCGCUGGACCUGGCGGCGCUUGCGGCUUUGCAUGCCGUGAGCGUCCUGCUUGAUCGGUCCUCGCACCCAGACCUUGAAGUCUUUCGAAUCUUUGAAGAAGCAAUCAGUAUCUUGACGGAGCGCCUCACCGCGUCUCUCAAAGGCUUUCGCGCAGAAGGCUUCCGCGACAAGGCAUUCGACUACGAACGUGUCGAGGACGGCCCGCGGUCGAUCCGCAAGAGGCACAAGGAGGAAGGCCGUCGGGCCGAGCGCGAAAACAGAGACAACACAUCGUCCCUGCUGGAGCUUCGCGACAUCGAGGACGAGCUGCAAACGCUGCUCCACCUCUUUGAACGCCAGUCCAAGGUCAUCAUAUCCAUGCACGCCAUCUACAACCGGCCCGAGCUGCGCGACCAAGCCGCCAACGGCCGCGGCUUCCUCGACGAGGGCAUCAAGCGGCUCGGCGAGUACGCCCAGAAGACCAACGAGAUGAUUCAGCGGGUGCGCGCCACCCGCGACGACUACGACAAGCUCCUGCAGAUGGUGCAGCGUCAGGCGCAGGUGGACGAGGUGCGUCUGAGCCGGCUGCACGCCGACCUGGCCAGCUCGCAGAGCCGCAGCGUCAUGAUCUUCACCACCUUCACCGUCGUCUUCCUGCCCCUCACCUUCUUCACCGGCCUCUUCGGCAUGAACACGCAGGAGUGGGGUGGCGGCGGCAACCUGCCGCUCAGGACGAUCGGGCUCAUCGCGCUGCCCGCCAGCGCGGUGCUCGUCGUCGCGUCGCUCGUGAUGGCGUUCAACACGAACGCGAGGCGGCUGUUCCGCUGGCUGGGCAGCGUCUACAGGCGCUGCAGGCGGUGGGUGUGCGUCCGCGCAUGGGGGCCGCUGAUGGCGAGCCUGUCGGAGCUGGGACGGCGGGUGGUUGGGGACGGGGGCGGCGGGGAAGGGGAGGGGAGCCGGCGCCGGAGGAAGCUGGAGACGGAGGCGAGCGACUUUUGGGAGAGGAACAGGCCGGAUAGGGAUAAGGGGUACAGAAUCCCGGAGGUGAACAAGCGGAGGAGGGGGGUGGCCAGGACGACGACGGCCGCGGGGGGGAGUCGGUGA
Molecule: messenger RNA, 4059 nt
Organism: Ustilaginoidea virens
Lineage: Eukaryota; Fungi; Ascomycota; Sordariomycetes; Hypocreales; Clavicipitaceae
Exons: 6
Coding region: 1-4059 (1352 amino acids)
Biological process (GO): transmembrane transport; metal ion transport
Cellular component (GO): membrane
Molecular function (GO): metal ion transmembrane transporter activity
Source: RefSeq, a predicted model, not a curated record